Molecule: messenger RNA, 2448 nt
Organism: Leptopilina heterotoma
Lineage: Eukaryota; Metazoa; Arthropoda; Insecta; Hymenoptera; Figitidae
Gene: Crtc
Product: CREB-regulated transcription coactivator 1-like
Exons: 14
Coding region: 444-2408 (654 amino acids)
Biological process (GO): positive regulation of transcription by RNA polymerase II; protein homotetramerization
Cellular component (GO): nucleus; cytoplasm
Molecular function (GO): cAMP response element binding protein binding
Source: RefSeq, a predicted model, not a curated record
GAAAGUAAGAGAGAGAAAAUCGAGUCACCGCGAGAGUGAUAAAAGUGGUAAACUGUGAUAAGGAAAAAAUUAACUUAAAAGUAGAAAGUAUUGAUAAUGCGACAACUUGUUUCGGUAAUAUAUUAACGUUCUCGAUUAUAUGGUUAAUUUAACGAGGACAACAUCUUCGUGUAACCUCAUCAUCUCGCGGUACAUGUUUUGUUUUUAUUUUGGAAGAAAUUAUUUGCGCGAUGCGCGUGGCGCGCUGCGCCUCAAUAAUCUUGCGUAUCAGUGAUCUACUGUCCAGAAGUAGGCAGUGAAUUCAUUCUUGUUGAAGUUGAAAAUUUCUUAAUUGGUGCGUGAUCGGGUGCGGUAUACUGUUGUUAUUAAAUUCGUUGUGGCUGUGUUGUGUUCGCGAUCUGACGACUCGGUGUUGAAAAAUUUGUUUAAAGUGUCUGGCCAUAAUGGCGAACCCUCGGAAAUUCAGUGAAAAGAUUGCCCUGCUUAAUCAGAAGCAGGCGGAGGAAACGGCCGCUUUCGAGGCGAUUAUGAGGGAGGUUUCCGAUGUCACCAGCAGAGUUGCAUCGGCUAGCAGUUCUGUAGGCGCGAGUCCAACGGGUUCAGGAGUACCGGAAGCUCCUCUAUCGGUGAAAAGUGCCGGAGCCAGUCCGCCACAAUCCAGCAGCAAACACCUUCAUAUUAAUUUGGGCAAUCAAUUCAGGCCCGGAGGUUCGCUGCCCAAUGUUAACAACAAUAUCGACAUCAACGCAGCAAAAGAUCCCUCCGGGACUUCCGCCGCUAUUCACUCGAUCGACCUUAAGACGGCCCUGAGUAAUUUGGAGGAAAUGCAGCACAAUUCAAUGUCCUAUCGAAAUAAUGAGAGGGGAAGAAGUAUGGGUGUUGGUCCAGUGAGACCGCGACCGAUGGAGAAGAGGCACGACACUUCACCUUAUAAUUAUUUAUCACCACCACCAUCUGACACGUGGCGAAGAACUAAUUCCGAUUCUGCCCUGCAUCAAAGUGCCAAUGAGGCCUGCCAUUCAUCGUCAUCGAUGCCUCAUCGUCGAGGUAGCGAUGCAUAUCAACAUAUGGUCGGAACUGGUAAUGAAAAUAGAGAACUUCGCGGGCUCAUUGAACGACCAAGAUCUUCCUGCGAAAUGCCAAGGGUGCCUGGAAUUAAUAUUUAUCCGAGUGCACAACCUCCGGGGCAACAAAUUCCAAUAAGCAACAAUACAGGAUCGUUGCCCGACUUGAGUAACGUCCACUUUGCGUCUCCUCUUCAUACACCUUUGGACCAGGAGGAACACUCGAGUGGCGGUUCGCCCUACAGCAAUAGUCCUCAAACGAGCAGUCCUACAAAUUUGUCGCCAACCAGCUUGACGCAAGCUGGGAGGCUGUCCUUUUCACAGGAACACAGCCCGCCAAGCAUCCAACAGGGUGUGGCGCUGGAAAACAGCACAAGUACUUCACCGCAGGAUCUUCAAUCGUAUUCCCAACAACCAUCCCAACAAACUCAACAGACGAACCAGUGUCAAGGGCAUUAUAUUUAUCAACAACAGUCACAUAGUCCUAUAGCGCAGCCUCAAAGUCCAAAAUCGUCGCAGUCGCCACAACAACCUCAGCAGGCCUCACCGCUCAAUUCUUUGGGAUCCUACAGGACACCCCAACCAGUUAAUAGGCCAUCACCUCAAUCGUCGCCUAGUCUUACGCUUCAAGGGAGUCCUUUGAGUUAUAGCAAUAAUCCUUCAACGCCAUCGAGUCCAAUGGGAGGACAUAUGCCACAUCCAAACUUAACUUCGGAUAGUCUAGAUCAAAACAGCUACUAUAUUAAUCAAGUUCACUCCGACUUUGAACAGUUCAGUAUGGGAAUGGAUUGGGUGCAAAUGAUGCAACAGCUCGCGGAUUCCGGUUAUGCCUUGACCACACAGCUAGAGCUUGAUUCCUCGCCGUCUGUGACAUCAACGACAAUGGGAACAUACAUUGGAUCUCCAAACCACACUUCCAGUUAUUCACAGAAUGAUACUGCCGAUGUUUAUCAAAACGUCAGUAGUGAUCUCGGUAGUGGAGAUGCUGCCUUUUUUAGUGCAACUUCACUUCAAAUUGGUUAUCGACCUAGAACGCCAACGACAACACAACAAUUGACGCCCCAAACGCCAAACACCCCAACAAUCACGCUCACAGAUUGUUCGUUGGGUACAGGGGAUUUGAGUAAUUCCGAUUUCACAAAGGACUUAGUGCCAUCGAUAGUGGAAUCAUUUAGUCCUGAUAUAUUUAGUACGGAUGAUUCCCUCAGACAGGAUCCACUCAACGCUCUCCGACAUGAUCUCGAUCCACUGGAUAUUGAAGAUCUACAAAGGCUCGCCGAUAAUUCCGAUAUGGUUAUAUCGGAUCCAUGCGCGGAAGCUCAUUUCAGGUUAGAGCAUCGUUAAUGAGACCAGAGUUUUAUAUACUCCCGAGUUAAUGCGCGAU